This is a messenger RNA of Epinephelus lanceolatus (giant grouper), 2634 nucleotides long. RefSeq names its product transmembrane and coiled-coil domain family 2 (gene tmcc2). Gene Ontology annotation, biological process: amyloid precursor protein metabolic process. Gene Ontology annotation, cellular component: endomembrane system. NCBI's taxonomy places the organism in Eukaryota, Metazoa, Chordata, Actinopteri, Perciformes, Serranidae. The record is from RefSeq and is a predicted model, not a curated record.
UCCAUUAUAGGGCAGGACAGCUAGCAUUUGCAUUUAGACUGAGAGAGAGGGCGAGAGGUAAGGGAGAGACAGAGGGAGGCGGAGGGAGCAUAUGACACAAAGGAGAGAAGGAGAGAAGGAGGGAGGAAUAGAUCAGAGCUGUAGAGGGAGAGGGAGGGAGUGGGAGGCUGCAGAUAUCGAUGGCAUUAACAAUGGAGCGUUAGGAUCCAGGGAGCUGGACAAGAGCGAGGUGGCAACUCUAGGCCUACCCUCCACCACCAGCCAUGGAGGCUCUGACAGUAACAUCAGUGCGGACGGGGCGGCAGCAGCAGCAUCUGGGGUCAUGGCCUGCGGAGGCGCAGAGGGUAUCGGGGUUGGCGAGCCUCAGCGUACGCGUGCUGCUUUGGAGCAUCUGCAGCAGAAGAUCCUGAAGGUCACCGAACAGAUCCGUGUGGAGCAGGAGGCCCGUGACGAUAACGUUGCAGAAUACCUGAAGUUGGCCCACAACGCAGACAAACAGCAGGCGUCCAGGAUCAAGCAGGUGUUCGAGAAGAAGAACCAGAAGUCAGCACAGACCAUCGCACACUUGCACAAGAAACUAGAGCACUAUCACAAGAAGCUAAAGGAGAUAGAACAGAAUGGACCGGCCCGGCAGCCUAAGGAUGUCCUGCGGGACAUGCAGCAGGGAUUAAAGGACGUUGGGGCCAACGUUCGUGCUGGGAUAAGUGGUUUCGGAGGUGGAGUAGUUGAAGGAGUCAAAGGCGGAGUAUCUGCCCUCACUCACACAGCUGUGGUCUCCAAGCCAAGAGAGUUUGCCAGUCUUAUCAGGAACAAAUUUGGCAGCGCAGAUAACAUUGCUCAUCUAAAAGACUCACUCGAGGACGGAGUCGGGGGCCAUUCUGAGGACACCCCGACACCUCGUGCACUGAGUGGAAGUGCCACUCUAGUAUCCAGCCCAAAGUACGGCAGCGACGACGAGUGCUCCAGCGCCACGUCGGGCUCCGGAGCAGGCAGUAAUUCUGGUGGGGCGGGUGGAGGAGGGGGACUGUUAGGACCAACCAUGGGGAGCCCCAGACUGGAUGGGCACCAUCACCACCACCAUCACAUGCACAGCUCCUGGGACUCUCUACUUGAGGGCCUGCAGGAGAUCAAAGCCAGCCAGGCGCACAUGGAGGAUGCCAUCGAGGACAUGAAGGGCCAGCUGCAGAGUGACUACUCCUACAUGACACAGUGCCUGCAAGAAGAGAGAUACAGGUAUGAACGACUUGAAGAACAGCUGAAUGACCUAACAGAGCUGCACCAGAAUGAGAUGACUAACCUUAAACAGGAACUCGCCAGCAUGGAGGAAAAAGUUGCCUACCAGUCCUACGAGAGAGCAAGAGACAUUCAGGAGGCCGUGGAGUCGUGCCUGACCCGCAUCACCAAGCUGGAGCUGCAGCAGCAACAGCAGCAGGUCGUCCAGUUGGAGGGAGUGGAGAACGCCAAUGCUCGAGCUCUGCUGGGUAAACUCAUCAACGUCAUCCUGGCGCUCAUGGCCGUGCUGCUGGUCUUCGUCUCAACCUUGGCCAACUUCAUCACCCCGCUGAUGAAGACCCGAGCCCGGGUGGCUGCCACCGUCUUGCUGACCUUGCUGCUGUUCAUCCUGUGGAAGCAGUGGGACUUUGUGGAGCCGUGGCUGCUGCCCAGCUGAGCUCCCUGAGAGAGACGGCAGCGGAGGCCAGAGCAGGGAGUCACAAACUCAUCACCACAGAAGGAUUGAAGGACUGAAAUAGAACGAGGGCCACUGCACUUGUUGCCUGUGAGAGUGAAGGAGGAGCAAUCUGAGGACAAAACAUGGCACUUUUAAAUGAGGAUGGACAGGAUCCAGCCUGCAGGGUGUGGAGAGGUGUUUACAAUGAAAGAACAGAAAUUCUCUGCUUGCCAAGUGACAAAAGACAUCAUCUCAUCUCGCCCAAAUCUACUGGUGUUGAUGAUCAAUCAUCGGUUGCAUUGCUGUCACCAAAAACUGAGUUUCUUGCAAGAAAUCUUUGGAUCGUCUUUUUCUAAUUAUUUAUGAUACAUGAAAACUUAAUAACGACUUUAAAAUGCUGACCAUGUUCGCCGUAACCUUCAUGUUGAAGCUAUAGAAUAUUUGAGAGGAUAAAGGUUUUUUUCCAUGAAUGUUAUGUGCUCAUGCAUGUCCUCAUAUGUGCACUAAGAUGCAUCUAGCUGGCAUGAGUUACCAUUUCAUUAAUGACUAGAUGAAUCUUCUAUAACUGCCGUUUUGUUGUCAGAAAUAACAGUGCAGGUAUGUUGUAUCUCGGCUCAGUGUCACUCCUGGUUUGUUUCACAUCCUGUUCUGGUGUUGAAGCAGUGCUUUUAGACGCAUUUCUCUCUUUUUGUCUUUUUCUUGAAGUCGAAUGAACUGUUUAACAAAAAAAAAAAAAGCUGAUAUCUGCGACAGAUUCACCAUAAUAAUUCAACAAUGUAAAAUUUGUUCUGUCCAUAAAUGCUCUUUCAUAACCACUAUUGUAGAACUGCUACUAUCCACAGUGUCAAAUUAACUGGCAUGUCAAAUUGUAUCAAAGUUUAUAUCCAGUUUGCAAAAAACAAUUAUUGCUGUUUUAUUAAACACUGUAAGAAAUAAAUGAUUUCAUAUAUUAGGCUGACCUUGAA